Messenger RNA from Naegleria fowleri, 1986 nucleotides. RefSeq lists its product as uncharacterized. The transcript is spliced from 4 exons. Bases 1 to 1986 code for a protein of 661 amino acids. The record is from RefSeq and is a predicted model, not a curated record. NCBI's taxonomy places the organism in Eukaryota, Heterolobosea, Eutetramitea, Acrasida, Naegleriidae.
AUGUUAAACCUCUAUGACAUUUGUUUAAAAGGAAGCUCUCUUGAUAACAUUGUAAAGGAUAUCAAGAGGCAUGAUGUAGACUUUGCUAUUGCCUCCUUGUCUCAAAGCAAAGACUAUACUCAAGUUCCUUCAAGCACUUGCAAGACUGUUGUUAAUUGGGUCAAUGAAACAUUAAUGCCCAAACUUUUUCGUUUGUGGGACAAGGAUCAAACAAAGGAUGCAUUAUGCCAAUCAAAACUAAACGGUGGGGCUGGAUUAACCAUAGAACAAGCUCAGCCUUUCUAUGAUGCAAAAUUUGAUGGAGCAACUCUCUCAAAGAUUGUGAUAAAAGACAAAUUGAUAGAGAAAAAUAAGAUACAAUUACCAUUAUUGAAAAUCGUUUCUAAACACUCAAAACCGAAAUACAUUCCAGACAAAUAUAUAGAGAUAAUUCCAAAUUUUUCUGAUGAAGAAUUGUAUUUAUUUCAAGAGAUCAGUGAGCUAAAAUUGAGAGAUUUAUCAUAUGUUCACCAUAGCUAUCUAGAUCGUCUCAUUUUCAAUGGCAUGCUGAAUAGAGAACAAGCAAAACAAGCGAUUUUAGAUUUAAGUGCAAGACAAUACAAAGCAAGUCAACAAGAAAAAAUUAACAAACAAGACUUAACUUUUUUGAUUGCCAAAGGUGGAAGUGGGAGUGGGAAGACUCGUAUUAUGUCUGAGGUUGUCAAAAUUCUUUCGAAGGCCGAACCACAAUAUAUUUUUAAGAAUUCUUCAAUCAUUUACUUCAACUUUACAAAUGGAUUUGUUUUGCAAAAUGAUGUUGAAAGAGACAGUAGUAUUAUUUCUUUAAUCUCAUCGAGAAUCAUUUACGCUGCUUUUGAACAAGGAGAAGAAAUUGCAAAACGAAUACCAAAAAUAACUAAUGAUUAUUUUAUAUAUGAACUUCUCCGAAUUAUAAGCUCAAAAAUGCACGAACAAUUGAAAGUCGAGCAAUCGAUGCCAAUACCUCUUAUUCUCGCAUUUGAUGAAUAUCAAAGAGUAACCAGACUGAAUCAAAAUCUGAAUACACAAUUACAACAUAAAAUUGGAUGGUAUAUGAGACACUUUCAGAAAAAACAGGGAUUGAUUUUAUUUCCAUCAUUCUCAGGAACAGGAUGUCGAAAUUAUUAUGAAAGAGCAAGAUUUAAUAGAAUUUUAUACACCAAAGCUCUCAAAUAUGAAAAGAGAGUUGAAGAAUUAUCUGGCCAAGGCAGAAUUUACAAAACUAAUGACCAUAUUGGAAUACCACUUCUUGCUAUUGAUAAACUUUCAGAAUCAAAUGAGAAAAUUCCAAAAAGCUUAUUCAACGACUUUGUUUAUACUUCAACAAAACCGGAUUGGGAAAAAUUCGAAGAGCUAUGUUUGAAAACAAUUACCUGCAAACUGAACUAUAUUCUCAAACUGAAACCAAUUGAGCCUGUAAAUACUUUUACUGUCGGUGAACUUUUUCAAGGAGCACAUAUGACAGAUAAGCUUGCUCAUAUGACCUUGACCACUAAUAUUGGCACAAAAGCCUACUACCGUUAUGUUGAAGUUGUAGAAACAAUUUCUAAAUCACUUAUUCAGAACGAAAACAUGCAUAAUGUAAUCACAAAGGCAAAACUGAAUCAACAAGGUAUUGAUGGAUUUUUGCCUGUAUUUGUUUCUGGUGGGAGGAAAGUGUUAUUUGUAGUUCAAAAUAAGUUUAUGAAUGAUGAUUCACAAAUAAGGACACCCGAACCCAAACAAUUAUGUGAUCAUUAUAACAAGGCACUAUUGGAUAUUGAAGGUUAUGAUAUUUAUCCAGUAAUUUUUUCGAGAAAAAAAGUCUCUGAUAACACAGCCAAAAGUGUUAGAACAGGAAUAAUUCCAACUUCAAAAGAGACACCAUGUCCUAAAUUAAUUUUGGUUUCUGGAGACUGUUUUGAUGCCUUUUUCCAUCCAUUCAUUACCAACAUUCUCAAACUUAGGGAAAAACCUUGUGAGGAGUAA